Molecule: messenger RNA, 947 nt
Organism: Ceratina calcarata
Lineage: Eukaryota; Metazoa; Arthropoda; Insecta; Hymenoptera; Apidae
Product: histone H2A
Exons: 1
Coding region: 22-396 (124 amino acids)
Cellular component (GO): nucleosome
Molecular function (GO): structural constituent of chromatin; DNA binding; protein heterodimerization activity
Source: RefSeq, a predicted model, not a curated record
AUCUAUAUUUGACUGUUCGAUAUGUCUGGACGUGGAAAAGGCGGUAAAGUUAAAGGGAAGGCGAAGUCCCGUUCGAACAGAGCUGGAUUACAAUUUCCUGUUGGUCGUAUUCAUCGUCUUUUACGUAAAGGAAAUUACGCCGAACGUGUUGGUGCCGGUGCUCCAGUUUACCUGGCAGCCGUAAUGGAAUAUUUAGCCGCUGAAGUAUUGGAAUUGGCUGGUAAUGCUGCCCGUGACAACAAAAAAACUAGGAUCAUUCCGCGUCAUUUACAAUUAGCGAUCAGAAAUGAUGAAGAAUUGAACAAAUUACUUUCUGGAGUAACAAUAGCACAGGGUGGCGUAUUGCCAAACAUUCAAGCCGUGCUCCUACCAAAGAAGACAGAAAAAAAGGCGUAAUUCAGAAAUUUUAAAUUAAACGGCCCUUUUCAGGGCCAAUCAUUUUUUCCAAACGAAGGAUUAACCUCACAUUUCAGAAGUAUGCUCAAAUUACAACGAAGAAAAAUAUAAUAAGUAUAUUCACUCACGUAAAGAAUGAGGAAUAAGACUAUUAACUUUCUCACAUUGUGACUGCUCGUCUAUAUUAUCUAUGUAUUUAGAACUUUUAAAUUAUAUUUAAAGAUUCGAGAAGUUACAUAUAAAUAUAGAUAUACGUAGAUUGUUCAUAAUUGAGUUGCAUGUCUACUGCGUAAGAAUUAACGACAAAUAAUAAGAUAAAUAUCUUUAAAUAUAUCUAAAUACGACAUUAUUGUUAACUUUCGUUUAAAUUCACAAAUAUGUCUAUUAGGAUUGUAAUAAACACUUAAUAGUCUUUCUCAUGAAUCUUCAGUUACAAGUAAGGAAUGACUUCAAUAGUAUUUACUUUGAAUACAUGAUACUAAAAUCUUUAUAUCGUGAACAUAAAAAGAUGAAUGAUUAAUGAGUCACUCAAGGAACAAACUAACCAACUC